Molecule: messenger RNA, 4798 nt
Organism: Sciurus carolinensis (gray squirrel)
Lineage: Eukaryota; Metazoa; Chordata; Mammalia; Rodentia; Sciuridae
Product: WD repeat and FYVE domain-containing protein 3-like
Exons: 9
Molecular function (GO): protein binding; metal ion binding
Source: RefSeq, a predicted model, not a curated record
UUAAUAGAACUCAAGGAGCCUGUGGGACAAAUAGUAUGUACGGAUAAAGGUAUUCUUGCAGUAGAACAGAAUAAGGUUCUUAUCCCACCAACCUGGAACAAACUUUCGCUGGGGGCUACGCAGACCCAGCUGCAGACUGGAACCUAUGAAUCAGACAAGGCAGUGACUGUUUAUGAAUGUUUGUCGGAGUGGGGCCAGAUUCUCUGUGCAAUUUGCCCCAACCCCAAGCUGGUCAUCACAGGUGGAACAAGCACAGUUGUGUGUGUGUGGGAGAUGGGCACCUCGAAAGAAAAGGCAAAGAUCCUCACGCUCAAGCAGGCCUUACUUGGCCACACUGAUACUGUCACCUGUGCCACAGCAUCACUAGCCUAUCAUAUAAUUGUCAGUGGGUCCCGCGACCGGACAUGCAUCAUUUGGGAUUUGAACAAACUGUCAUUUCUAACCCAGCUACGAGGCCAUCGAGCUCCAGUUUCUACUCUUUGUAUCAAUGAAUUAACAGGGGACAUUGUGUCUUGUGCUGGCACAUACAUCCAUGUGUGGAGCAUUAAUGGGAACCCUAUCAUGAGUGUAAACACGUUCACAGGUUGGAGCCAGCAGAUCGUCUGCUGCUGCGUGUCAGAGAUGAAUGAAUGGGACACACAGAACGUCAUAGUGACAGGACACUCGAAUGGAGAGGUUCGGUUUUGGAGAAUGGAAUUUCUGCAAGUUCCUGAAACACCAGCUCCUGAACCUGAGGAAGUCCUAGAAAUGCAGGAAGACUGUCCAGAAGCACAAAUAGGGCAGGAAGCCCAAGAUGAGGAGAGCAGUGAUUCAGAAGCAGAUGAACAGAGCAUCAGCCAGGAACCUAAGGACACUCCCAGCCAGCCCAGCAGCACCAGCCACAGGCCUCGGGCAGCCUCCUGCAGAGCAACAGCCACCUGGUGCAAUGACAGUGGCUCUGAUGACUCCAGGCGCUGGUCUGACCAGCUCAGUCUAGAUGAGAAAGAUGGCUUCAUCUUUGUCAACUAUUCAGAGGGCCAGACGAGAGCCCAUGUACAGGGCCCCAUUAGCCACCCCCACCCCAAUCCUAUGGAAGCACGAAAUUACAACAGAUUGAAACCUGGGUACCGGUGGGAGCGGCAGCUGGUAUUCAGGCAUAAGUUCACUAUGCACACAGCCUUCCUUCGAAGGGACAACACACACCCAGCUGAAGUCACCGCACUGGGCAUCUCCAAGGACCACAGCAGGAUCCUCGUUGGUGAUAGUCGAGGCCGAGUCUUCAGCUGGUCGGUGAGUGACCAGCCAGGCCGCUCUGCUGCUGACCACUGGGUGAAGGACGAAGGCAGUGACAGCUGUUCCAACUGCUCUGUGCGGUUUUCUCUCACAGAAAGACGACACCAUUGCAGGAACUGUGGACAGCUCUUCUGCCAGAAGUGCAGUCGAUUUCAGUCAGAAAUCAAACGCUUGAAAAUCUCAUCCCCGGUGCGUGUUUGUCAAAACUGUUACUAUAACUUACAGCAUGAGAGGGGUUCCGAAGAGGGGCCUCAAAAUUGUUGAAGACUGAACAAGCUGAUUAGAGACCACAGACCCCUCUCAGAUUCCCUGUCACAGCUCGGAAGGCAUCGGAAACAGUCUCCGUUUACACAUCUCUUCAUACCACACGGUUGAAGUGUUGAAUUCAAAGGGAUCAUUGAAUAAACGGGUGUAGCGUACAGUACCGGGGCAGACACUAUUCAGGUGAACAGCACAAGAAGAAUACGAGGUGGUUCCUAGGAGUGACAUUUUCAAUAUCCAGUUCUCCCUGAUAACAGUAGCUGUCUCCAAGAGAAAAUCCUCACUUAAUAACUGUCUUUCCUGCAUCUCAUUUUUAUAGAGCUAUUCAUCCUUAUUUGGAAAAACCAACAGAAACAAAAAAGGCUUUUAGAAAAUGGUUGUAAAUCUGACUCCUUUGCAAGUAACUGUGUAUAUUGUAAAUAGGUAUAAAGGCCUUUUUUUCUAAAUAAGGACCUAACUGCCUGUAACAUGAGACUUCAAACUAAACCACUAACUCAAAGAACUACUUAUGGUUUGUCUAACAUCUCUCACUUACCAACUGAUUAUAAAUGUUUUUUAAAAUCCUCAAAGACAUUAUCUGUGGUCUUUUUCUUUUCAAACCCAGCCUGUGUGCCUGAUGUUAUUUCUUUCAAGUUGCCCACAGUAUCUCCACUUAAACUAGGCUAAUAACCAAAAUAAUGUGGACCUUCUUUAGGAAACAGUGUGGGAGAAUAGAAGUUCAACCAUGAGAUAACCUGGAAAUUUUAGGGCGUCUUGUACCUGGCUAUGCACCACCUCAGUGUUGUUCUUAUGUAACAAGGCCCCUUAAACUUAUGUGUGGACAGCUGUCUGGUCAAGGCAUAUAUUCUUAGUGUUGCAUAAAGGUGGUCAGGUGACUGAUAUAGUGCAGGAAGCAGCCCUGCCUCAAUUAAUGGAAAUAUAUUUGCAUGUAACCCCAAAUUAGCUUUCUUGCAUAGAACAUAAUAAGAAUGUGUCUUUGGUGAUACUAAUGUUCUACUAUAGCAUAUUUUCAAAAAAAAAAAAAAAAAGGGUUAAAAAAAAAGAAAAAAGUGUACAGAAUUAACAUUUAAACCUUGUUGUAAAACUGGAUCAUGUCAGAACUGCUUAAAAUUAACCUUUACCAUUUAAUGCCAUCUACCUGAAAACGGUGAGAUUUAUACUGUAUCAAUGUCUAUUUUUUUGUUUUUGCUAUGAAUAUAAUUACAGUAUUUUAAUAUUUAGUUAUUUAAUUUGUUCUACUAGUUGGAUACAGAACACACAAAUCCAGGGGGGUUAAAGCUGGAGGGGGCUAAGAGAUAAGUUUAGUUUACAGAAAAGAAAGGUUUUGGUGGUGGGAUUUUUUAAAAUGUGUGUUAUGUACAUAAAUAUAAAUAUAUAUAUAAAUCAAAUGAAACAAUUAAUCUAGAUUUUAACAUUUUCAGAUACUUAGUGAUAAUAUUAUGAACAAUUCUAAAAGCCCUGUGAUUUGAAAAAUGUAGGAUCAUUAAUGACCCAAAAAAGGAAGGACAGGCCUUCACACCCUCACAGAGUCAUCAUACAAAGGACAGUGGCUUUGGCUUUCCCAACUUUCCAUCUUUAGGCCCUGGUAACAGGCACACGUAUGCACUAAAAUGCACAUAUAUGUACAUGCAUUCAAACUAGGCAUUUGGUACAACAGUGAUCUUGUACCUAAUGGGCUGAAACCAGCUUAAGAACAGAUUUGUUCUUCCUGAUAACUAGGUCUCCAAGAGAAAUAGAAAGGCUGCUUUAGUGCCUUAUGCUACUAAAUUAAGUCUUAUUUACCUAGGUUUGAGCCUACAGUCUACUUAUGAUUACAUAUCAGAGCUGAUUAAAACACUUCCAUUUCUAAAAGUUCAGAUACACUUGUUAAUAAAAGGAUUAUUGGCAUUAAUAAUUUCACUUGAAGAAAGUCGUGUUCUGUUUUCCUUUCUGUGUCUCACUCCUCGCCCUCCCAUCUCCAUCUGACUCCCAUCCUAGCAAGCGAUGCUGACGUUCACCAGUUGCAGAAACACUGUGCUGUCACACAGUGGCGGGCGGCCGUCUGCCCUCUGGAUGCGUUGUAGCAGUGUUAUUCUACACUUUUUGAAAGAAGCGCCCUCCUUUUGUCCACAAACCAUGUUUACCCCAUAUCCAAUGGCAGAGGUGUUCCUUAAAGACUUGAAUAUAGGAAUGUGUGUGUGUGUAGUCACUUAAAGGUUAUUUCUAUAUGUAAUCUGAAGUUAUAUGGGAUGAACACUUUGAAACUUUCCAACACAACUUCCAUAACUAGAAGGUGGAAACCAAAACCCUCAUGAUAGUAUUUCCUCUGGCAGCUGGUGCUGUGGGCAACUGUUUUGUUCAAUCUAGUUUAUUUUCCAUUUGCUUCUGAGGCAGAAAUCAUAGAAUCACUCACACAUACAAGUACACUCAUGCACAUAAACUAAUUGUUUCUCUGGGUAUCUUCUGUGUUUUGUGUAAGUUUGUUUACCAACACAUAUUCUCGAUGUGUACAUCCACCUUUGUGUGGUCUGCAUCCUUUCUCUGCGAGUACCUCACAGGGCUCCUGCCUGAUCUUUGUAGUUUAUUUGUUCGUCCAUCCUUCCCAUCCACCCACUUACUCGUCCAUGUACUCUAACAUUUGUGUGUAGUGUGCAAGUGUAAUGUCAUGCUUUUUGCAGAAGAGAACAGCUGCCCAUAGCAGCCAUCCGUCUGGAUAAUAGCAAAACACUCUAGAUAAGUUAUUUUGCACUUUCUUAUGUAUAAAGUUGGUAGAAACUUAUUUUUGCUUUGUAUCAUUUAAUACAUUUUGUUUUGGUAAAUGAACUGUGUAUAAAAUAUUUAUGCUGUUAAAACUGUUUUUAGAAAGUAUUUUUAAUUUCAGCAAGUUUGGUUACUUGUUGCAUGACUAUUAACACAGCUGACUUUUUGUGUCAGUGCAAUGUAUAUUUUUUGUCCUGUUAUUAACUUGUAAGCCCUAGUAAUGGCCAACUAUUUGUACAGCAACAGAAGUAAAUUGAAGAUACUGGCUAAGACUGGAUUGAUUGUGGACUUUUGUACUAUAUUGCAGAAUCCAAUAUCUGUUUUUUUGGUGGUUAUGUAAAAGGCCUGAAGAAUUCUAUCUAGUGUGCAAUCUGUGAUAUCUGAAUGUUCAUUGUAUAUCUGUCUCUGAUACAAAAAGGUAGAGUAACACAAUUACAAUACAUGAUUAAAUGCAAUAGUCCAGGUACUUAAGUAUUUUUUUUUCAUUUCAAAUAAAUACCUACUAUUUACCACAAACAAAAAAUUA